Messenger RNA from Centruroides sculpturatus (bark scorpion), 1298 nucleotides. RefSeq lists its product as uncharacterized. The transcript has 5 exons. Bases 75 to 560 code for a protein of 161 amino acids. The record is from RefSeq and is a predicted model, not a curated record. Lineage: Eukaryota; Metazoa; Arthropoda; Arachnida; Scorpiones; Buthidae.
UUUUAUUUUAUAUUUUAUCUUCGCUUGAGCUUCUGAAUUCAUCUGCUAUAGCCAAUAAUUUUCCUACGCUUAAAAUGAAAAUCGGUGCUUUGUUAGUCAUUUUAUUUAUAAUAUGUUUGAUACAGUGUUCAGAAUUAAGACGGAGCAAAGGAAAAAAUCGUCCUCGUCCACCCAAAAUCACUCGUCUACCCAAAACAACUCGACCCAAAACCACUCGUCCACCCAAAGUCACUCACUCAGUAAGCCCGCAUUCAAUAAGAAAAGAUUCUCGGCAGAACGAGAUAAAUAUUGUUAUUAAUGAUCCACGCCCUUAUGAUCCUAAUGUACAGACAUUUCCGGAAGCUGGUGAAAUAAAAGAAGAAAGUUCGAAAUUUCAGUCUACUAUUGACGAUAACAAUGAAUCAGGAGAAGAAGAACAAUCGGUUGAUAAAGAACAAUCUGAUGAUGAAGAACAACCGGAUUAUGAAGAACAAUCGUAUGAUGAAGAACCUGAAAGAGCAAAAAGAAAUUUUGACAUUUCCUUUUUAUUAUUGAAAGAUAAUAAACGAUGGCAGAAAUAAAUCGCUGCGUCAAUUCUGACGAAAAUAGCAAUUCAUACAGUCAAGAGAAUACAAACGUGUUAAUAUAGAAAUAUAUUUGAAAUAAGUUUAUUUAUUUUCUUUUGCAAAGAAAUUUUGUAAACUAAUUUAUUUUAUAUGAAUAAAAGUUAGGUUUGGUACAGUACAUAUAUUCAUCUGUUUGGAAAUUUGUACAUGUGACGUAUUCGAUUGUACGAAACAACACAUUCGUCUUUGCGCGCCAUCAAUUUUACGUGACUGUUUCUAAAAUGAUAAGUAUUAAUUUUUAUAAUUGAAGAAUAGUAGAAGUUUCUGCAAAAACCAAAAUAACAAGAUUCAGGCAAUACACAAAGAACAUCACCAAAACUGGAUUUUAUAUGAUAUUUAAUCGAAUACAUACAAAUGCAUUACGACUCAACGAUUCAUUCUUCAGUAUAUUGCAGUGUUUCCCAACCUUUUUGGAUUAGCGACACACUUUGAAUUUAACAAAUUUAACAAGCAAUGUAAUUUUUAAAACAAAAAUGUUUAAAAUUUAAAAUAUAUUACGGUUGAUUUGUAAAAAUUUUGAUAAUAGGUUAAACUUACGAAAACAAAAACUCAUAAUUUUACAAAUAUUCUAUAGAAAUAAAAAUACUAUUUGAAUAAAUGCAUAAAAAGGAUCGGUCUUUAGACUGGUAAGCCGCAACGUUUAUAGAAGCUCCAAAGAGUUUGUACGAUACAAGUUGGAAAACACUGGUAUAC